AUGGUGCCUAUGACUAGAAAUCUAUUAUUCAGACCCCAGACACUCACUUUUUCAGUCUGGAACCUGAAAUUCUCCACUCGACAAAGUGCGAUUCCUCUUACUGGCAUCAAACGGCCCUCACUAAAACGCCAAGAUUUUACACAAGAAUAUCAAAUCCAAAGGAUGACAUCAGAUCAUUCAGCAAGUCUCCAUGAAAAAGCUUUAGCGGCACUAGCCAGAUUGAGGAGUGGAGACCAGCCUCGAAACCCAUCCGAACGCACACCUGACCGUUCUUCCACGAGCAACACCGCCGAUCGCCUCGAGAAAGCUUUGAACGAGGCUGGUUUCCAAUCUUGGGGCUUUCCUAUCUAUCGAUGCACAUACCGGAGUGAUUCUGACUGGGCAGAGUUCCUUCGUCGCUACCGGUGGCAUGUCGCGGACUCUCUUAAGCACGUGAACGGUCUUGACCUCCUUGAGAGUUUUAAGAUAACCGUUUUUGAGAAUCAAGCACUAUUCGAAGCAAUGGGCAACAACUGCUAUUCAGGCGUUUCGCCUGAUAUGCUUGUUUUCGCCAACGUUGAAGCGGCGCGCUAUAGGUUCUGUCUCUUUAUUGAUGAAGAGUCAUUACAAAGUGUUCUCCAAGCACCUCUUGAGGACUGCUUCAAUAAAAAUGCUUUCGUUAAUAUGCUUAAUGGGUGGUGGAAAGUAGAGUCACUUAACGACCACGAUCCCGAAGAUUUAGAAGACGAUGAGUUGGAGGCUAUACGUCUGGAGCUUAAUAGUCACGAUCCUAUCGAAGGAUAUACCGUGAAGGACGUUGGGUGGAUGAAAGUUGCUCUCUGUGGCGCCGGGCUGGAGGGAUUUUCUAAGAUGGGCGAGCAUGGCGAAUGGGAUAGAUAUUACGAGCGUCCUUCUGAAAUUUGUCACUACUUGUAG
Messenger RNA from Penicillium egyptiacum, 915 nucleotides. NCBI's taxonomy places the organism in Eukaryota, Fungi, Ascomycota, Eurotiomycetes, Eurotiales, Aspergillaceae. The record is from the annotation of a GenBank genome assembly.